Messenger RNA from Microthlaspi erraticum, 873 nucleotides. The record is from the annotation of a GenBank genome assembly. NCBI's taxonomy places the organism in Eukaryota, Viridiplantae, Streptophyta, Magnoliopsida, Brassicales, Brassicaceae.
AUGCUGAGGGAGAUACCUAGCUCUCAAGGCCAGGACAAGCUUCCGCUUAUAGUUUGGAUUCUGGCUCAGGCCUCCCAUGGUGAUUUAUGUGGUGGCUUGUAUUCCUGGGCGCAUGUCUUGUUACCACUAGUCGGUAGUUACAAGAGCUGCAGUCGUCAGUCAAUGGGUCUCAUCCUCCAAUUUGUUGAGAUCAUUUUGUCGAAUCCAGACGCUCGGACCAUACUUGUAAACGGAGCUGUUAGAGAGGGAGAGUCGCUGAUUCCACCUUGUUCCUUUGAGAUCUUGGUGCGGCUUACCUUCCCUGCUCCAGCCGCUAGAGUAAAGUCAACAAAGAGGUUUGAGGCAGUUUAUCCCUUGUUGAAAGAAGUAGCCCUUGCACCAGGAGGAAACGCAGUGGGACACAUAUUCACUUUUUCCUUGAAGUUGGCUGGAGAAGAAGGAAACCCUGGUCUAGCCAAGGAAGCUGCAGCGAUCGCUAUCCGGUGUGUGACAGAAAACGUUGAUUGCUUCAAGGAGUGGGAUAUUCUCUAUAAGGAGAAUCUAGAAGCUAGCGUUGCUCUUCUUAGAAAGCUUGGAGACGAAUGGAAGGACCAUUCCCCUGAAUUAUUAUCAUCAUCACCUUAUCAUGCUCUCACUGUCAAUCGAACUUUGAAUAGCUUCAGGCUCAAGAACGAAACAUCCAUCACUGGAGGAGGAGCCCAUUGUUCACUUUACAAAGAAGCUGACAAGUCGUGCAAACUCAUCUCGCGGAGACUCUCCCGUGGAAGUGGCGGCCUCAAUAUGCCACACAUUGCUCUUCUGUUUCUAACCGCUGCUGCAGGAGCCGCACUUGCUCUACUCUUUCCACUAGUGUGGGUUUCGUUUUUCUUAUAA